Messenger RNA from Spodoptera exigua (beet armyworm), 1203 nucleotides. The record is from the annotation of a GenBank genome assembly. Lineage: Eukaryota; Metazoa; Arthropoda; Insecta; Lepidoptera; Noctuidae.
AUGACGGAUACCACAGAGGAAACGUUGCCGGAGGUGUCGACGGUGGCGUCGGCCCCGCACCGUACUCCAACACCUGAACUCCAUGCGACGUACACUACUUUCGAAAUUUUGGUGGCUCUGGUGGCAGUCGUGGGGAACGCUAUGGUGAUCUAUGUGUUCCGUCGUGAGCGUAGACUGCGACGACGCACGAACUAUUAUAUUGUGUCUUUGGCUGUGGCAGACUUCUUGGUGGGUCUAUUUGGAAUACCGUUUGCGAUCCUCGCUUCGGUGGGCCAGCCGCGGAACUUACACGCCUGUUUAUUCACUGUUUCAUUGUUAGUGAUGCUGUGCACUAUUAGUAUCUUUUGCUUGGUGGGUGUUUCGGUUGAUCGUUACUGGGCUAUCCUGCAUCCGAUGUGCUACUCAAGGAAUGUGCGCACUAGAACAGCUAUUGGCGGACAUGGGGGGCAUGGAGGAUCUCAUGGAUCACAUGGUCACUCGUCAUACCACGGCUCGCACGGUCAUCAUGUGACCGCGAGUCACACGCACUACACGUAUCAUCCACCUAGACACGUAAUGUAUACAUGUCGUCACUGCGCAUCGACGGAGAUGUAUCCUGUGUACAGGCCCAUGCCACCGACGUAUGUGUAUGUGUACAAAGAAUCCGGCAGCAGGUACGCAGAUAUACUCACUGGUUUGUCAUUGUACAACUUAGGACGUUCCACCAGCAUGGGCUGGGCUCGUUCGCACGAAUACUACGCUCAACCAGGAGAAAGGUGUUCUCUACAAAUCAUCGAAAGGUUGCAUUUUGAAGAGACAGAGUUUCCAUGUUUUAUGAUAUCUUCGUUCAUAGAAUCAACGGCUCCUAAAGCAAAUGAUACCCGCCAGGUAGAUAUAUCAUCGUCGAAGAUUGACGUGAAGCCAUUUUUGAAGGACAUGGGGCCGGCGUUACAAGUGACAAAUGAUCAAAAGUGCGUGUUAUGGCAUAAUUUAACGAUGCAUAAAGAGAGAAACCAUGUUCCUUGUGCGUUGUUGAAGGAAUACGCGAACACUGUGAGGCAGUCUGGUGUCCCCACAUAUAUUUGGCUGCCUACGCUGUUAGGAACUAUCAUUGCUAUAUACCUGUGCUGUGCGUGUUUUUGUAGGAAGAAAGAGAAGGAAACUGUGAAGGAAGAAGCUCCACUUAAUGAACUGCGUGUUCAGGGGUAUUGUUCCAAUUAUUGA